Messenger RNA from Rhinocladiella mackenziei CBS 650.93, 570 nucleotides. RefSeq lists its product as uncharacterized. The transcript has 2 exons. The record is from RefSeq and is a predicted model, not a curated record. The coding region runs from base 1 to 570 and encodes 189 amino acids. NCBI's taxonomy places the organism in Eukaryota, Fungi, Ascomycota, Eurotiomycetes, Chaetothyriales, Herpotrichiellaceae. Gene Ontology annotation, cellular component: membrane. Gene Ontology annotation, biological process: mitochondrial respiratory chain complex I assembly.
AUGCCCGUUAAUUCUGCAAUAGUCAUCAAUAUGGGACCGGUGAGAAAUCUAUGGAUGCGGUGGAAGAUGCUACGAUUGCCGUGGCGGAAGAAGUUCUUGAUUGGUCAAGAUCUCUCAGGGAACACUUUCUGGGAGUUUAAGGACGCUCUCAAUCACAAUCGGUGGCGUCGCAUGGUCAAAUCUGGCCGCCGAACUCAUCUUUCGGAUGUACAAAUAUCGCCUCAAUGGCAUCAAUGGCUGCGGCAAACACGAACCGAUCCCCCCACUCUACAGGAGCAAGCUGCGGAUGUGCAGAGAAUAGCCACGCUAAAAUAUAAUGCCCGGCUUGCGGAUGAGAGAUGGGCUGCUAAAGCCCAAUACAUCGAGAAACCCAAACCUGCUGCCACAUCCCUAUUGACCGGGAAUUUUGAAGAGGGGGCUCAACCGGACCAUGCUCCGGGACGGCAGCCUCAGUUGGGAAAAACACCUUCCAGGGGCGGGGAGCCAUGGAAGAAAGUAAGAGAAACUGGGGCGAAUCCAGGAGCGAACUGGGAGCCUGCAUCCUGGGUUCCUGGAACAUCGAAGCGAUGA